This is a messenger RNA of Radiomyces spectabilis, 1343 nucleotides long. RefSeq lists its product as uncharacterized. The record is from RefSeq and is a predicted model, not a curated record. The coding region runs from base 173 to 1288 and encodes 371 amino acids. Gene Ontology annotation, molecular function: protein binding. The transcript is spliced from 12 exons. Lineage: Eukaryota; Fungi; Mucoromycota; Mucoromycetes; Mucorales; Radiomycetaceae.
CAAAUUUAGAAAUACAAAACCGGAACUUGACCUAUUUGCAAAACUUGGCUUUGACGAUAUGCCAUGAGUAUUGCUGAUGAUUAUCCUUUGGUAACUUAUAUGAACUUUUCUACUCCCUCUACUUGCUCCAACGCUCAUCGAUAAACAGCAAUGCACUGUCAUUACAGACGAUAUGGUCACCGCGGGACUGGAUAUGCAAGGAUACAAUUGGGAUGCCCUUCAUUGUCCAAGGGAAUUUUUGAAGAAGCAACGGGUAAAAGACUUUGAGAAUUAUCUGAGCCUUGUGGAGCCCCCUGUCGGACGACAGAUGGAGAGGGCAAGGAGUAUCAAAUCGAAUCAAGAAUUCUAUCGAUUCAAAUACGGCAAUAUGGCUGAACGAUGCAGCAUUGGCCACUUUCAACUGAGAAAGUUGGUGUGGGCAACGAGCAAAAACGAUGUCUACUAUCUGUCUGAUGAUACGGUUCGCCAAUGGAUUCCCCAAGGAGGUUACAGUCGUCCUAUCGCCAGUCUUCCCUUCAAAGUGAUCAGUAUGGCUUGCAAAUACGAUCUCUUGUUCGCUGGAGGAGCUAUGGGUGAAUACGCUUGCCAACGUUUGGAUAAUACCGAAAGCAAUGUAUGUUACGGUAUGACGACUCAGGAUAUCAAUGGAACGACCAACCAUUUGGAUUUAUUCAUGUCAAGGACGGGAGUGAAAACCGGUCUUGUCUCCGGCAACGACAAUAAAGUGCGCUAUCUGCGCUUCGAUACCAUGACGUUUGCCGACACUUUAUCCAUGCCAUUUCCGGUGAAUUGUACAGCCAUAUCGCCUGAUAAGAAUUUACUUUGUUCCGUGGGCGAUUCUACUCAAACGAUCUUGGCCGAUGCAAAUUCGGGUGCAGUUAUGUCUGCUAUUGAUGAGCACCAUGAUUUUUCUUUUUCUUGUGCGUGGAGCCCUGAUGGUCGAUUUUUUGUUACUGGUAACCAAGACAAGACAGCAAGGGUUUACGAUAUCAGAAAUACUUCAAAAACACUCCAUCUGUUGGCAGGCUCCGUAGGCGCGAUUCGAAGUGUCCAGUUCUCCAACGAUGGCGAGUUCCUGAUAGCCGCUGAACCUAUUGAUUAUGUUCAUCUGUAUCAUACAAAGACGUUUGACACCGAGCAAGUUAUCAAUCUCUUUGGCGCAGUAGCUGGUGUGGCCUUAACUCCGGAUGAUCAGGCAUUGUUCAUAUGCAAUGCUGACAAUGAUUUGGGAUGCGGACUCUAUGAAUUUCAGCGAGUGGAAGACGAACAAUCAACAUUGUACAUAUAGAAUUCCUGCUAUGUAUUAUAUUAUUUCAACUGUUUACAAAAAAAAAAAAAAAAAA